AUGAUGAAAAAUAUAAUUAUUUUAAGCACACUAAUAGCAUUAUGUGCUUGCAGUCUCUAUGAUUGCAAUUAAAAUUGUUAAUAUUCAAAUAGGUGUAAUUCCUAUAAUCAAUUUACGAAUUGUAUUAACUACAAAAGCGCUUGCUUUAAUACAGAUGAUUGCAACUAAUAUAAUUGCUACAAUGAUUGUAAAACAUCAAGCUAACCUUUAGAUACUUGCUAAUUCUGCUAUAAAAAUUGUUCUGAUUAAUAUCCUUCUUGCUCUACAAGUAGGACAGUUGCAAUAAUUGUAGGAGUAGUCGUAGGAGGAGUUUUCUUAAUUAUAAUUAUAGCUGGAUGUUAUUUCUAUUAAAAAAGAAAAUAGUAGAGAUAAAAAAUUUAGGAUAUGGCUAAUAAAGCUAGACUAUAAUAGGAUUUGUAACAGAUGCAAUUUUAGCAAAAUAUGUAGCAGUAAAAUGUAUAACUUGGAUAUAGUCAACCUCAACCAUAUAUAAACUAACAGCCUAUGUUCAUUCCUCCUCCCUAAUACUAAGUAUAUAACCCAAACAUGCCAAUGAUGUAUUAAUAACCAAAUAUGAACGCAUAAGGAUAUGUUGUAAAUAAUAACCCAUAGGCUAAAGUACCAGCAAUUAAUAAUGUUGUUUUGUGA
Molecule: messenger RNA, 648 nt
Organism: Tetrahymena thermophila SB210
Lineage: Eukaryota; Ciliophora; Oligohymenophorea; Hymenostomatida; Tetrahymenidae
Product: transmembrane protein, putative
Exons: 1
Source: RefSeq, a predicted model, not a curated record